Molecule: messenger RNA, 192 nt
Organism: Thelazia callipaeda (thelaziosis nematode)
Lineage: Eukaryota; Metazoa; Nematoda; Chromadorea; Rhabditida; Thelaziidae
Source: the annotation of a GenBank genome assembly
CGUUUUGAGUCAGAUCCGAUGGAUGAAGUAAUAUUACCUGAGGCUAUUCCUCAUACUGCUUCUUAUCACCAAGCCACUGGUUUACAAAGCUUGUCCAGACAAUCAUCUGUAUCCACUUUACAGUUUCCAGAAGGAAAACGAGCGGAAAUUAUGUACUGUCGUCCUGGUUUUGACAUUGUUCCUGCUUACUAA